Salvelinus namaycush (lake trout) is the source of this 1053-nucleotide messenger RNA. Its product is annotated as protein Wnt-2-like. Gene Ontology annotation, cellular component: extracellular region. Gene Ontology annotation, molecular function: frizzled binding; cytokine activity. Gene Ontology annotation, biological process: cell fate commitment; neuron differentiation; multicellular organism development. NCBI's taxonomy places the organism in Eukaryota, Metazoa, Chordata, Actinopteri, Salmoniformes, Salmonidae. Bases 1 to 1053 code for a protein of 350 amino acids. The record is from RefSeq and is a predicted model, not a curated record. The transcript has 5 exons.
AUGAACUUAUUGCCAAGUGGAAAAUGUUUUUAUUUAUCUGUAGUAAUCUGCUGGCUAACGUCAAGGGUCGACGGAUCUUUAUGGUACAUGGGAACCCUUGGGUCGCAAGUGAUGUGCGACAACAUCCCAGGGUUAGUCAACAAACAGCGGCAGCUGUGCCGCCAGCAUCCCAACAUUAUGCAGGCGAUCGGAGCCGGGAUUAAAGACUGGAUCGGGGAGUGCCAACAUCAGUUUCAGAACCACCGCUGGAACUGCAAUACCAUAGAGCGAGACCACAAUGUGUUCGGACGCCUACUGCUGCGUAGCAGUCGUGAAGCAGCCUUUGUGUACGCCAUCUCCUCGGCCGGGGUGGUCCACACCCUGACCCGAGCCUGCAGCCAGGGAGAGCUGCAGUCGUGCUCCUGCGACCCCACCAAGAAGGGCUCGUCCCGGGACGCCAAGGGGGCGUUCGACUGGGGCGGCUGCAGCGACCACGUGGAGCACGCCAUGAGGUUCAGCCAGGCCUUUGUAGAUGCCAAAGAGCGGAAGGAGAGAGAUGCCAGGGCUCUGAUGAACCUUCAUAACAACCGCGCCGGGAGGAAGGCAGUGAAGCGAUUAAUGUCUCUGGAGUGUAAGUGUCACGGCGUGAGCGGCUCCUGCAGUGUCCGGACCUGCUGGCUGGCCCUGGCCGACUUCCGCCGCACGGGCGACCAUCUGCGGCGGCGCUACAACGGGGCAGUGCAGGUGGUCAUGAACCAGUAUGGCACGGGCUUCACCACCGCGCAGCGACAUCUUAAACGGCCCAGCAAGAACGACCUGGUCUACUUCGAGGACUCGCCAGACUACUGCAUACGAGACCAAGAGUCUGGUUCGGUGGGGACGGGCGGGCGGGUAUGCAACCGGACAUCUCGCGGCGUGGACAGCUGCGAGGUGAUGUGCUGUGGCCGGGGCUACGACACAUCGCACAUCAGCCGCAACACCAAGUGUGAGUGCAAGUUCCACUGGUGCUGCGCUGUACACUGCCGGGACUGCAAGCUAGAGGUGGAUGUGCAUACCUGCAAGGCCCAGACGUGA